AUGCUCCGAAUCUUUGCUUCACUGCUAUCUUUCUUUCUAGUGUUGGCGUCUGUUGCUGCAGGAACCAAUGAAAAAGGCCUCGCCUUUCUAGAAGCCAACAAGAACAAGCCCGGUGUCAUUACUCUGCCAUCGGGAUUGCAAUACAAGGUUCUCAAGAAGGGUCCAGGUGCCUUUCACCCAACCGCAGACUCCUCUUGCAGCUGUCAUUACGAAGGAACUCUCAUUGAUGGCUCUGUAUUUGAUAGUUCCUAUCAGCGCGGACAACCUACUUCCUUUGCACCCAACCAAGUGAUCAAAGGAUGGACGGAGGCGAUGCAAUUAAUGGUCGAAGGAGACAAGUGGGAGAUGUAUAUUCCAUCCGAAUUGGGAUAUGGUGAUGGGGGAUCCCCUCCCAAGAUUGGAGGUGGAGAUGUCCUUAUCUUUCAAAUGGAAAUCUUGGAUAUUCUUGGAGACAAGGUUCCAGCUUUGCAAUGCAAGGUUGCCGAAGGUGAACAAGACGAGUGUACUGAACGAGAACUCAAGUACAUUGCCAAGACAAAGGAAUGGGCGCCAACCAAGGUAGCAUCAGAAAUCACUCGAGUUCGAACCAUCCUAGGAAAGCCAAUGGCUGAUGACUUGAAAGACUGGGCCAACCGACGUGUUCACAUUCUUCAACAACUAAAAGAUGCAUCGGAUGGAGGAGAACUAUGA
This is a messenger RNA of Cylindrotheca closterium, 690 nucleotides long. Lineage: Eukaryota; Bacillariophyta; Bacillariophyceae; Bacillariales; Bacillariaceae. The record is from the annotation of a GenBank genome assembly.